Molecule: messenger RNA, 2049 nt
Organism: Melampsora larici-populina 98AG31
Lineage: Eukaryota; Fungi; Basidiomycota; Pucciniomycetes; Pucciniales; Melampsoraceae
Exons: 8
Coding region: 1-2049 (682 amino acids)
Biological process (GO): glycerophospholipid catabolic process
Cellular component (GO): cytosol
Molecular function (GO): A2-type glycerophospholipase activity
Source: RefSeq, a predicted model, not a curated record
AUGGCGGGGUUGCUAGUUGGAGCCAUCGGUAUCUCUAGAUCAAGAUACGCGACGAAAUCCAACUGUGAAGAGAAGAAAGAUUCCUCUUAUGGUUCUACAAUUCAAGAUUGGUUAUCAAUCGAUUCAAUGAAAACACAAUUCACUUCACUUUCAUCUCGAUUAUCUCAAAUCUCUUCGGAACUUUCGGGAGAUCCUAAUUCACUUUUUCAAGAAAUUGUGGAAGAAUCUAUCAAUGAUCAAAAACUUAAUCCAGAGUUAUCUUGGAGAGCUUCAGUUAGAAUUGGAUCGGAUAUUGGAUUUUGCGAGAAAGGUUUUAUGAGAGAACGUAAACAUUUUAUGAGACGGGCACUUGCUUCGUUGAUAGAUGUAGAUGAGCGCGAAAUUGAUGAACGCGAUAUUCCUGUUGUUGGAAUCGCCGCAUCUGGAGGUGGUUAUCGUGCGAUGACUUCGACCACAGGCUGCUUGCUUGGUGCCCGCCAAUCAGGCAUUUUGGACGUAGUCAGUUAUAUUUCGGGAAUCUCUGGAAGCUGUUGGGCUCUCGCAGGCUGGUAUAGUGUAGCCGGUGGCAAUCUUCUCGACUUGAGCAAUCAUAUCAAGAGUCGUAUCACCACACCAUUUUUGGAUUUAGAAAACUUUCAACUUUUUACGGACGCGCCUACCAAUAAAUAUCUUCUCGCAGGCCCAGUCGCCAAACUUGCCAGUAAAGGUGGUACCACGUCAUUGGUGGAUGUAUACGGCACAUUGGUCUCAUCCCGCUUAUAUGUACCCAACGAUCUCUCGCGUUUGGACCCACAUCAUCUAAAACUUUCGAAUCAGCGCCACCUACUUGAUGGCUCUUUGCCCUUGCCUAUAUACUGUGCAAUAUAUCAUCAAGUUCCAGACCAAAUUCAGCGUACAAAUGAUUCAGACAAUGCUGGGAGCUCUUCGGAAAAAGUCGCUCGUGACCAAUCAUUCAUAUCACCUUCGUACCACUGGUAUGAGAUGACUCCGUAUGAAGUAGGCUCACAGGAUGUCGGUGCUUUCAUUCCUACCUGGGCGCUAGGACGCGCGUUCGAAAACGGUCGUGACGUCAAGGCUCGCCCCGAGAUAAGCCUUUCGAUUCUGAGCGGGAUCUUUGCUUCGGCUUUCACCGCCACCCUCGCUCACUAUUAUCAAGAAGUCAAGCCCGGUCUCGUCAUGUUACCAUUCUUCAAAGCUUUUGAUGCAUACGUGUCAACUUUUGAAUCGGAUCUAAGUGUGCUUCAUCCAUUUCCACCUGCUGAAUUGCCCAACUUUCUUCGUGGGUUAAAUGGUCAGCUUAAGCCUGGAAUCUCUGCGGCUGUGACCGAACGAGAAACUCUGGGGUUUAUGGAUGCGGGAGCGGAUCUUAACAUACCCUAUGUACCUCUUUAUCGACGAGGAUGCGACGUGAUCAUCUCUUUGGACGCGAGUGCAGAUUCACAGGAUGUUUGGUUUUCCAAAGCUGAAACAUAUGCGCAAAGAUGUGGGCUAGACACGUGGCCAAUCGUCAAAUACCCGGGCUCAUCGGAAUCCGCACCAGCCACCGAGCAUGCCGAUCAUGAUGCUGAGAUUCCAUUGGACAAGAGCGAAGUAGCUGUCAAGAAGUCUCGUGUACAAGCUUUUAGUCAAUUGGAAAAUGAAGACCAAAAGUCUUCCGAUGGGGACGAAGCCAAUCCAUUUCCAGCAGAAACCAAAGGUGCCCCUGACAGCGCAAAUCCCGAACCGCCUCUUGGUCGAUGUAAUAUAUGGGUAGGAGACUCUUCCAACAAAGAAAUAUCUGCACGAAUGGACGAGCCUAAUGAGGAGAUGAUCCGAUCACGCGAUGGGCCUGCUUUGAUCUAUAUUCCUCUCGCUCCUGGAAAUGGACUAGACGAUCCGGCAAAGGUGUGGUCCACUUGGCGCUUCGAUUACAAAGAAGAAGAAACCGAACAGCUAUUGAAAUUAUCAGAAAUGAAUUUCCGCAGUGGAGAGCAACAGAUGAAGGCGGUGUUGAAAGCGAUUUGGAAGCGAAAACGUGAUAAAAGAUUAAGGAUGAACUCAGAAUCUUGA